UAUGUGAUGAACAUGUUCAUCAGCUCCAACCUCUCCAUAACAGAGACUCUAUGGCCCAUGGAUUCUUCAAGCCAUUGAGUCCAACAACAGCAGUGAAGAGACAUUGCGAGGCCAUUGAGUUCUCUGAACAGGUCCGAUAUCUUCCACUACUUUUGCCAGAGAAAAUUUGUGCCUGUUCAGAAAGUUCCUGCAGGUUGAUCAGUGGCAAGCCCAUUAUUGUAAUACAUUUUGAUGGACGGUACAAUCUCACCCUUCCAUCACUGGAGACAUCAUGCUGCGGGAAAACAUGGGCAGUGGGGCUCAGUGAUCUCCUCAAGUCUGGGUACUGGCCAGCCUCUAUACAUUUUGAGACCGUGUAUGAGGCUGGCCUUUUUAGGUCUUUUCUGGAUUUAAAACUUUUUGCUCCAGGUCUUUCACGUCAAGCGUUCCUUGGAAUGCUUGACCAGAGAACAGAGUACAAUGGCAGGAGUGGUAAAAUAUGUGGAGACACAUUCCAGAAAGCCUUGCUGGAGUGGACCUUUGCCCAGCAUGAAGUUGAGAGGCUUUGUGGUGUACAGCCAUUUAAAUGUCCUGCUUGCAGUCCAUCCAUGCAUGCCAUCUCAGUAGAUGGCAACAGGAAGCUGUACAGAUUCAACAAUGCACAUGGCACAGAGAAGGGCUACUUCGAUGGGACAUUUAUAAUGAAGGAUGAAGAUGUUUCCUCCUUUGUGGCAUAUGUUCAUGAAAAGACCAAGCAUGCCACAGGUAAAGGGGUGUGUGGCUCUUCUCAAUGGACAGCAGCCAAGGAGUCUGCAAAAAAGUCGACAUCAAAGAUUGAUGAGGAAGGCCUUGAGAUUGCUGUGUGCCGACAUGGAGGACUUUUAAAGGGCCUAAAUAUGUUCAGAGGGGAAAUAUUUGCUUAUCCCCUGUUCCUUCAAAACACCCUCUCAAAAGAAAAUGUGUCAUUCUUCUGCUCAGAUGUCGCCUGCAAGUACUGGCCAUACUUAAAGAGAGUGGUGGGACACUGUCCAGAGCUAAGGCCUUUAUUAAAUAUGCACCCACUAUUAUCUGUUAUGCAUGCCAAAGCACAUGAGUGGAGUUGUGAGAUAAAAUGGUCUGGAAGAAACCAAGAGGGAGCUGGUCUUACAAUUGGAGAAGAGGUGGAGCAAGUCAACUCCUUCUUGUCGAGAGCUGCAAUUUGCACUAAAUACAUGUCCAAAGCUGCACGUUCAGACAUGCUCACUGUUCUUGCCUCUGCAUGGAACAAACGGAAGUCUGAAAAUCUGGCCAAAUGUUUGUCUCAAAGAUACAUUAAGACAACCGAAAGGCUGAAAGUGGAAAGGGAGAGCUUUGAAAGUCUGCAGGCUGAGCUUAAUGUCAGUGAGGAUGACAUUCGGCAGUGGGUCAGUGAUGUCCAGCAGUGGGCCACAGAUAGCAACAAGAGAAGGCACAAAAUAAGGAGGAAAAUUAAUGAAGACAAGUCAACCUUGGCAGCUGCCAUUAAGGACUUCAAUGAACAGUCAGUCCACCAGCUUCCUUCUGUGGAUGAACUGCUCACAGCUGAUCAUUUCCAAUGGCCAUGGGAAUGCCCUGACACUAGUAAUGGCAACCUCUCAACUAAGAAGAUGGUCUUUGACCGGUUCAUGAUGCUUUCCCGACUGAAGGAGGAGGAGCAGAUCAUAGUGAUGGAGGUGAAGCAACACUGGCAAUCACUGAAGGAAGCUGAAUGUUCCCUGAGGGAUCUCUCAGUUCAAAUACAAACUAACAACAGUGACUUUGAGCUUUCAGAGGAGAGUGCCAAUGGACCUUCAGUUUCUGCAAAAUAAUGCUAGGAUGUUAUACCGGCAGUGUGUUCUGGGACAGGCUUCGGACAGCAUUCUAUUUGAUAACAUUUCCGAUGAAGAAACUGAGGCAAUAAACUACAGCUCUGAUGAAACAGACAGUGAUGAGGACUAAACCUGAGUAUAGAAUAGACAGAUACUGAAGAACUAUUUUAAAAAGCUGUUUUUCUUUCUUUUUUUUUUCACUGUGAGAAACAUUUUAGCAUAGUAACAGAAUCUAUUUAAUAUUUUACUUAUCCUAAUGGAAAUGAGAUUAAGGUUCAGCAGUACAAGUUUUGACUAUGUUACGACCCACUCGUUAUAAGCCGCAACAUAAAAGAGGGAUUAGACCACGAAAUCAAAUUUCCAAAAAAAGAUUUAUUAAGUCCAACAAAUUAUACAAACGAAAACAAUAAACAGAAAAAAAAAAAUCUAGGGGUGUAUCAGAAAGUAAAGAAUAACAAAGGAAUUAUGCUACAUGCCAGGUCAACACAAAAAUGAGCCACCCCCGAGGAAAGCUCCCCAGAAAGUGCCUC
Messenger RNA from Megalobrama amblycephala (Wuchang bream), 2335 nucleotides. RefSeq lists its product as uncharacterized. The coding region runs from base 51 to 1805 and encodes 584 amino acids. The transcript has 12 exons. The record is from RefSeq and is a predicted model, not a curated record. Lineage: Eukaryota; Metazoa; Chordata; Actinopteri; Cypriniformes; Xenocyprididae.